AUGCUUACCAAAUUCCUUCAUGGCCCUUCUUUUGUUAGCGGUGCUGCACGCGGUAUCGGAAAGGCCACUGCCUUUGCGUUUGCGAAAUAUGGAAGCCCCCAAGUCGCCAUCGCUGAUGUUGAUGCGGCCACGUUAAAACAGACGGCCAAAGAGUUGAAGGAUCAGUACCCGAACGUUGAGAUUUUGCCAAUUGAAUUUGAUGCAGCGAACGCAGACUCGACCAUCAAGGCUAUUGAAACAGCCUAUUCGAAAUUUGGGCGAAUCGACCAUGCGGUGAACAACGUCGGCACUCCAGGCCCCUUGGCCCCCAGCAUAUCCGUCUCAACGAGCGAUUUCAAGAACCUCAUUGAUAUCAACUUGACAAGCAUGUGGAUUGCACAAAGAGAACAGAUCAAAAUUAUGCUUAAGCAAGAACCUGUUCAGCAAGAGUUCGGUAAAGUUCGAGGUACAAUUGUAAACAUGUCGUCUGUUUGGGGCGGAUUCGGUACAAGAGAUUUUCCAGCAGGGACAGCAUAUUCUACAACUAAACAUGGCAUUAGAGGCCUAACAAAAAGCGAUGCGAACCAAUAUGCCUCGGAAGGCAUACGAAUCAAUGCGAUUUGCCCAGGUUACACAUUCACAACCAUUGACAUAGGAAAUGAGGGUCCAGAAUUGCAAUACAUUCUGGACCAGGCAAUGCACAGAACAGCAAUGAAAAGAUUUGCCCAGCCUGAGGAAAUCGCCAAUGGCAUUACGUAUCUGAGUUCUUGGAUGAGCUCGUACAUGAGUGGCGAGGCUAUGUUGGUCGAUGGUGGAUUUUCUUCUUAA
Trichoderma breve is the source of this 807-nucleotide messenger RNA. Its product is annotated as enoyl-(Acyl carrier protein) reductase domain-containing protein. The transcript is spliced from 6 exons. NCBI's taxonomy places the organism in Eukaryota, Fungi, Ascomycota, Sordariomycetes, Hypocreales, Hypocreaceae. The record is from RefSeq and is a predicted model, not a curated record. Bases 1 to 807 code for a protein of 268 amino acids.